AUAAAUUAAUUACCAAGAGAGACACUAUGUUGUUUUCCAUUCCAUUGUUCGUUUUCUUUUCGAGCAUUUGCUUUUUAACAGAGCAAAUGAAAAAUGAAAGUCACGAUGUUGAAACAAUGGAAAUCUCGAAUCAUCAAGUAGAUGAACCUAUUUUGAACUUUCAAAGAAAAGAAAUAUUUAAAGAAUGUCGAAGAAAUCAUGCUUCCGGCAUUGGAGGCUUUGCUGUUGAUGGUUGUUGCGAGUUUUUACCGGCCGGAGUUGAAGGUACUAUCGAGUUUUUUAAAUGUGCUGCUUGUAACUGUCACCGGAAUUUUCAUCAUAAAGAACUUGUCACCGGAGAUCUAUUUAAUUUUCCGGCCAACACCGUCUACUACCCUUCACCGACUCCGAUCUCUACAAUUUUUCCGAUUCAUGAUUACAUCCAUAUGACUGGCUCGUCAAGGGGGACCAUAAAUGGCGGUGAAGAAAGGUUGACUAGCUUUAAAAAAAGAUUUAGAACAAAGUUCAGUCGUGAACAAAAGGAGAAGAUGUUCAAUUUUGCUGUGAAAUUAGGUUGGAAGGUUCGUAAACAAGAUAAGAAUGCUGUUGAAAAAUUUUGUAAUAAAAUUGGGGUGAAGUUUCAAGUUUUUAAAGUGUGGAUACUUAACAAUAAACACACCAUUGGAAAACAACCUUAGAAAAGAAAAUUAUAAUAAGAAUUAAUAAAAUUAAUAAGAAUAACAUGUAUUGUUAUGUGUUCUUGUAUCGGGCUAGUGCAUAGAUCGAGAGAAUAUGAUAAUGCUGAAAGUGCUGGUUGAUCAAGAAUUAUAAUAAACUAUAAUUUAAUUUA
This is a messenger RNA of Lathyrus oleraceus (garden pea), 829 nucleotides long. RefSeq names its product zinc-finger homeodomain protein 2. Lineage: Eukaryota; Viridiplantae; Streptophyta; Magnoliopsida; Fabales; Fabaceae. Bases 27 to 677 code for a protein of 216 amino acids. The transcript has a single exon. The record is from RefSeq and is a predicted model, not a curated record. Gene Ontology annotation, cellular component: nucleus. Gene Ontology annotation, biological process: regulation of developmental process; regulation of DNA-templated transcription. Gene Ontology annotation, molecular function: DNA-binding transcription factor activity; transcription cis-regulatory region binding.